ACUAGAGGAAGCAUAAGUAUGUUAUGGUAGUUUAUUUAUAGUAUAUUUUUCUGAAAUUCCAUUAUUUGUAAUUUUAUAUGUUAUCAAAUAGUUUUGAAUUUAGCGCUAAAGAAAUUCAGAAAAUUAUAGUUUCUCUGUCGUACGAUAGAUGGCGCCGUAAAACGAAGUUGAGUUUGUUACUAUCGAAAUGUGUUCUAUCUGUUAUACGUAGUGUGUGAUUGUACGGUUUAGUUGGUACAUGUAUGACGUAUUAGGUAAUUCGAAUUUAUAAAAUAAACAGAUGUGUUUUAACUUUCGUCAAGAUGAAAAAUAAAUUUAUCGAUGUGUUAGCUCGCAUGAAAGUAGAGUAAUUACUGUACUGUAUUAACCUAACUUAUGCACUAAUAAAUUUCGACAAUAAAUUACACGUAUAAAACUAGUAAUGUUAAGCAAACAAAUUUACAGAGCAUUUAUUUAGUACUGUCGUAAACAUUCAAGUAUGGAAUACUGUAAAUUGUAAAAUGUGCUUAAAAUUUACGAUUUAGGUUCCAUGGAUUUAAUGUACUAACUUCUACGUGUAACGAACAACAUGGCAAAGCGUAACUCGGAUAAAAUUGUUUUGAGCUAUAAUGACUGUUUAAUUAGAGCAAGCGAUUUAGCGUUACUUCAAGGACCGCAUUGGUUAAACGAUGUUAUAAUAGGAUUUUAUUUUGAACACCUGGACGUAAAGUUUAACAAAAAUGAGAACAAAGAACUGUACUUUAUUAGCCCCGAAUUAACGCAACUGAUGAAGAUGACAGAUCCGUCCGAAUAUAGCGUGCUAUUAGAUCCAGCCGAUAUGUUAGAAAGCAAAUGCAUAUUUUUCCCUCUGAAUAACUGCAAUAGCAGAGACACGGCAGGAGGAUCGCAUUGGAGUUUAUUAGUAUAUUGUAAAAGGGACAAAACAUGUUACCAUUUCGAUUCGUCUAAAGGUUACAACAAUAGUAUUGCUUCAAAGUUUGCAAAAAAUCUAAUGAACUUUCUGCUUGAUAAAAACGAACCUAGUAAGAAGUUCCUUGAAUCGGAUUGUCCGCAACAGGACAAUGCGUACGAUUGUGGAAUUUAUGUUCUCUGUCUAACAGAUAUAGUUACAGAAAAUGCCAUAAAAACUGGAAGAGUAGACGGAUGCGAUUGUAGUAAAGCUAAAAACUUGGUGCCUACAAAACGCACAGAAUUAUUGCAUUUGAUAAACGAACUAAAGCGUAAAUCAAGUGUAACAGAAUGAUGUGUUAUAACGAAACUGUUAUAUUUUUUCUAAAAUAUACAUUGUAAAUAUAAUUAAAUGUUGUCGUAUACCCUGUUAAUAAAUAUGUGUUCUACUGUACGCUGUAGGUUUCCAUUUUAAAAAAAAAAAGUGCACGCAAAGGUGCAUUAAAUUA
This is a messenger RNA of Colletes gigas, 1397 nucleotides long. RefSeq names its product sentrin-specific protease 8-like. Lineage: Eukaryota; Metazoa; Arthropoda; Insecta; Hymenoptera; Colletidae. Bases 569 to 1243 code for a protein of 224 amino acids. Gene Ontology annotation, biological process: proteolysis. Gene Ontology annotation, molecular function: cysteine-type peptidase activity; deNEDDylase activity. The transcript has 2 exons. The record is from RefSeq and is a predicted model, not a curated record.